UCCUCCCUCAAUUAAAUCAAUUUAAAUAUGGUAAUUAGUCCAAUUUGGCAAAAGAAACCUGCAAGAACAUGGCUAAAGCAAGCAAGAAACGAAAUUUCACUGAAAACGAAUUAGAGGUGCUACUAUCAGAGGUAGAAACAAGAAAAAAUAUUUUAUUUGGAAAUCUGUCCUCUGGAAUUAAUAACAAAAGAAAGAAAAAAGAGUGGGCGAGUUUGUCUGAUGCCGUCAACGCGGUGGGAUCUGAGAGUCGCACCGUAAAUGAACUGAAGAAGAAAUGGUCAGACAUAAAGGUGGAAGUUAAGCGGAGAACUGCUGCGCACCGACAAAGUGUGGGCAGAACAGGCGGUGGUACAGGGACCGAUGAACUUGCACCCUUUGAUCAGAGAGUUGCCUCUAUUGUAGGAGACACGUUAAUCUCUGGAAUCGUAUCCGCUGAUGUAGGAGACUCGGAUAUACUACAGGACUGCCAGCAAGGAACCGCAGGAACGUCCACUGGCACGCACUCAGAGUCCGCACCACCUGAGCAGCCAGAGCCCAUUCAGUCCAGCGUCUCCCGUGUCUCUAAUGUUCCCCCAGUGCUGAAGCCCGUCCAUCUGGCCGUGUCUUGACGCAUGCUGUUCUGGAGUCACAACAACAAAUUGUUAGGGCCAUUGAAGAAAUGAACAGUCACCUUAAAAAUGUCACUGACGCACUCACAGAAAUAAGCCAUUCAUUAAAAGAAUUGGUCAAAAAAUGAA
Messenger RNA from Coregonus clupeaformis (lake whitefish), 737 nucleotides. Its product is annotated as nuclear apoptosis-inducing factor 1-like. The transcript has 2 exons. Gene Ontology annotation, cellular component: nucleus. NCBI's taxonomy places the organism in Eukaryota, Metazoa, Chordata, Actinopteri, Salmoniformes, Salmonidae. Bases 69 to 608 code for a protein of 179 amino acids. The record is from RefSeq and is a predicted model, not a curated record.